This is a messenger RNA of Amoebophrya sp. A120, 920 nucleotides long. The record is from the annotation of a GenBank genome assembly. Lineage: Eukaryota; Dinophyceae; Syndiniales; Amoebophryaceae.
AACUACAAGACGAGCGCCGUAGCAAGUUGGCGACCCCCUCGCCCAUGUUCUCCGGCGCCGCGCCAAUGUUUGCCGGGGCGAGCCGGAAGCGCGGCGCUGGCCCGUGGUUCACAGGCCGCCCAAGUCGCCGCCCACCAAGACCGGCCCGGCGCUUCCGCUGCUAGCCCGCUGCGAAAUGUAUUCGGAUGGACCCCGGCGUCGCGGCGAAAUUCCCUGCCUGGAGGCAGGAGGGGCGCGCCCCUGUCGGUGCGCAAGACAGCCACCCCCUUCGGGGGCGAGGGGUGGGCCGCCGAAUUGCUGCGGCAGCCGGUGGGUGUUGUAGGGCGCUUUCCAUUCGGCCGGCCAUCCCCCACGAUGGGCCGGGAGCGCCUGAAACUGCUGGGGCUGCAUCAUACGAAAGAAGCCUGCGCGGGCAUGACAUCGACAGAGGGCCCGCACCUCCCGAACAUCGCCGGGCUAGCUUGCUUCCUUGACCCCAGUCCCUGACUGAUUAGACGGCCAGGCGGGCCGACGAAGGCUUCGGGAGCUGCGAAACGGAAGCGCGCGAAGAAUAGCAGGACCGCGCGCGUGGCUGUUGUCCUGGGCCCGACGGCGGCGGCAGGUAGAAAAGCAGCGCGCCCGGCGGCUCUUUGUGCUGCCCACGGACGGGUGGGGGUUUAAGGGCGGUGGGGCCAGGUGGACGCCGGAAAACGCCCGCCAUUCAUGAUUCAGGCCUGGCCGCCCGAAGUCCCAAGCUAGCACGCAGGGCCGCGCCAAGGGGCAGGCACCGCGGGCAGGCCCUUGGGAUUGCGGUCGGAGCCGGAUGCGGAUCGCGAUCCGGAAUCGCGCAAGCGGUGGGAGCGGCCCGCGCCGUUCUUCACGGGCCGCCCGCCCGGCCCCCCGACUUCCGGCGGCGUGGUUUGGCAACUGCGACGCCUGGC